AGUUGUGGUUGGAGUUUUCAAGUUCCAUGUACAGCAGGUGGGCCGUGCGUCAGCUGAUGACGUUGGACAACAAAAAUGGCAGGAGGAAGCAGCAACUACUGGGAAGAUUUGCGAAAGCAGGCCAGGCAGCUGGAGAAUGAGCUGGACCUGAAGCUGGUGUCCUUCAGUAAACUGUGUACCAGCUACAGCAGCUCCAGAGAUGGCCGUCGAGGAGACAGCAACUCAGAUACUACUCCCCUCCUCAACAACUCCACACAGGACAGAAUGUUUGAGACCAUGUCUGUGGAGAUUGAACAGCUGCUGGCCAAACUCACGGGUGUGAAUGACAAGAUGGUGGAGUACACCAGCACCCCGGGGGUGACGUCCCUCAACGCAGCCCUGAUGCACACGCUCCAGAGACACAGAGACAUCCUGCAGGACUACACUCACGAAUUCCACAAAACCAAAGCCAACUUCCUUGCCAUCCGGGAGAGAGAAGAUUUGCUGGGGUCUGUCCGAAAAGACAUUGAGACAUACAAGAGUGGCUCAGGAGUGAACAACAGAAGAACAGAACUGUUUCUGAAGGAGCAUGAACACCUGAGAAACUCUGACCGGCUGAUGGAUGACACAAUAAGUAUUGCCAUGGUGACCAAGGAGAACAUGACAUCCCAGAGAGGGCUGUUGAAGUCCAUACAGAGCAGGGUCAACACUUUGGCCAAUCGUUUCCCAGCCAUCAACAACCUCAUCCAGCGAAUCAACCUGCGGAAGAGGCGGGACUCCCUAAUCCUGGGCGGAGUCAUCGGCGUCUGCACCAUCCUCCUGCUGCUCUACGCCUUUCACUGAUGACGGACAGACCGGUCGUACAAUCGGUACUCUGCGUUUGUAACAUCGGAAUCAGAACUCUGGAGAAUGGGCUUGAGUGAUUGGAGGCCGCUGGACGGACGGACGGACUGACGGACGGACAGACAGACAUCCUCUUGGCCCAAUCAGUUAACAGGAUUGAUCAAAGCCAGCAUGGACUUCCUGAUUUGUAUUUAGCAGUGGGAGGGGAGAAGGAGAUGGGGAGAUGGAGCAGCAUCUUUUUUUUUUUUUUUCCUAUCAAAAGUGAAUGUGCUGUUCAACUCUGGUUAAGGGAACGGAGACCAAAUGUACUAAUAUGACUAGAUUUUAAAGAAUUAUAUAUAAAGAACACUUGCUUCAAGAAGGAGUUAAAGGCUCUGAAGACAGACUGCGGAAAUGAAAGAGGGGGACUGUUUGCUGUCGAUGUUGUAGAUUUCUGAGGUGGAAGGAUUUUUAGUUGAAUGGUCCUUUUUUAGUGACGGGAGAUUCAGGAUGUUCAUCAUCAUCAUCAUGGCCUGUACAAUGUGCAUUAUUAAUAAAUUAUUCAUAUACAGUAUGUGAUACUAGGAACUUAACAUUUUAUUUUUCAAUAUAUAUUUUUUUGAACUUCGACAUGUAUUGAGAAAUUGUAUUUUUCAUUGAAGACCAUUGAUGGAACUCUAGUGCUGCAAAUUCUGUUGUGCUGCAUGGAUGACUUCAUAAUCACUGUAGUACUUUAAACAAUGGCCACAUACAGGUGUAUGGUUAAACCAAAACUC
Coregonus clupeaformis (lake whitefish) is the source of this 1577-nucleotide messenger RNA. Its product is annotated as Golgi SNAP receptor complex member 1. The record is from RefSeq and is a predicted model, not a curated record. Gene Ontology annotation, cellular component: SNARE complex; cis-Golgi network; Golgi membrane. Gene Ontology annotation, molecular function: SNAP receptor activity. NCBI's taxonomy places the organism in Eukaryota, Metazoa, Chordata, Actinopteri, Salmoniformes, Salmonidae. Bases 76 to 822 code for a protein of 248 amino acids. Gene Ontology annotation, biological process: vesicle fusion; endoplasmic reticulum to Golgi vesicle-mediated transport. The transcript is spliced from 9 exons.